Messenger RNA from Trichoderma harzianum CBS 226.95, 592 nucleotides. RefSeq lists its product as hypothetical. Gene Ontology annotation, biological process: proton transmembrane transport. Gene Ontology annotation, molecular function: proton-transporting ATPase activity, rotational mechanism. The transcript has 6 exons. Gene Ontology annotation, cellular component: vacuolar proton-transporting V-type ATPase complex. NCBI's taxonomy places the organism in Eukaryota, Fungi, Ascomycota, Sordariomycetes, Hypocreales, Hypocreaceae. The coding region runs from base 154 to 492 and encodes 112 amino acids. The record is from RefSeq and is a predicted model, not a curated record.
GCACCAACCUACUGUACAAUCAACCACCUUGAACUUGCGACAUACAACCUCUGCGCCUUUCCCAAAACACCUCGACCGAAUUGCAUCCGCCCCUUUCUUCUGUUCCUUUUUCUUUCAACUUGAGCGAGUCCUUUCAAUCUACAUCUAGCAAUCAUGUCUGCACAGAACUCGGCUGGUAUCCAGACCCUCCUCGAUGCUGAGAGGGAGGCAUCCAAGAUUGUACAGAGGGCUCGAGAAUUCCGCACCAAGCGCGUCAAGGAGGCUCGUGACGAGGCCAAGAAGGAAAUCGCCGACUACAAAGCCAACAAGGAGGACGAGUUCAAGAAGUUCGAGGCCGAGCACAGCAAGGGCAACGAGACUGCCGAGCAGGAGGCGAACAAGGAGGCCGAGAAGCAGAUCGAGGUGAUCAAGGAGGCGGGCAAGAAGAACCGUGACACCGUGGUUAAGCACCUCCUGGACGCCGUGUUCGAGGUGAAGCCCGUGGCUGCGUGAAGUCUGAGUCGAGAAUACCGAUAGAUGGCGAAGGAGGGGGGAGCGUAUACUGAGAUGGAUGGACGCAAUUGACAUUCGAUACAAGCGAUUGGAGGAGGGG